Triticum dicoccoides is the source of this 2164-nucleotide messenger RNA. RefSeq lists its product as uncharacterized. The coding region runs from base 480 to 1931 and encodes 483 amino acids. Gene Ontology annotation, molecular function: protein binding. The record is from RefSeq and is a predicted model, not a curated record. Lineage: Eukaryota; Viridiplantae; Streptophyta; Magnoliopsida; Poales; Poaceae. The transcript has 3 exons.
AGAGCAGAUACACACAUGGCAUCCUCUGCCAACACUUUCCCCUCCCCACCCACACAUCUCCCGGCGGCGGCUACCGGCCUUGUCCCCUAAACCAGUUCGGCUCCAGAUGCUACGUUCUAGACGAUGAUGGAAGGUCAAAUAUUUUCUGGAAUCGGAUUGGGAGAAGCAAGAGAAAGGUGCCAAUUUCGUUCUGUCUUCGGAUUCGAACAAGAAACGGAUCAAUUUCGAUGUGUAUUAGAAAAAGGAGUUGUUUUUAUAUGUCUGCCUCUCGUGAGAUAAUAGUAAAUCGGUCGGUUUACGGAUUCUGUACCGGCUUGAAGAAGAUUCGGAAACCUCAUCCGUCUCUGUCUUGGGAGUAGGGAGUGGGAUCAGAGUUCUUUUACUAGUAGGAUUGGAGGAGUCUAUAACAAGUUCAGGCUGGGCGUUGACUAUUCUUUCCAGAUCAUCGUUUCAAUACUUACUUUGCUUAUUGCAUCGCCAUGGAGCUUAAUAGGGGUCGCUGCGUCCGACGUGAUUCGAAAAGAGAAGCUAGUACCGGGGGCUCCCUAAGCGAGCUGCUUGAUGAAGUACAAGCUUGUAAUGGGGACAGGCUAAGCGAGCUGCCUGCUGACCUGCUGCUCAACAUUCUGGAGAGGGUGGGUACGCUUGAUGCAGUAAAAACUUGCAUACUUUCGAGGAAAAUGCAGAAGCUGCCCACUAUGCUCUCACAGAUCGUCAUUGAUCUCAGCUCUCACGAUCUAGUUCAAAUGAAUGGUGUUGUGGCUGAUGUGACAGACAAGAUCCUUCGUACGAGGUCUCCGCAGAUCACCAUUCACAAGCUGAAGCUCAAAUUUUUCCUGAGCCCUUCUCGCUGUCUCUCUAUCGGCAAAUCUGUUGGCGCAGCCAUGGUGACGCAGAAAUUGGAUGCAGCCGAGUUUGAGAUCUUGUCGCCAAGGGAUCUCCAUCUUUGCACUGAUGCCUAUCGCGUGCUCUUUGCUAAGCAGUUCAAUAAUUUUGUUCGUGAUUGUCCAGAUGCAUUUGCUGGUCUCACACGGCUGCAUUUACGGAAUAUGAGAUUUGGUAAAUCAGACAUACCCAUCAUCCUAAGCUAUUGCAAGGUGCUGGAGUCACUAUCUUUCUUAAUGUGUGACGCGGGGAUCCGUUCGGUUCUACAUGUAGAACAUGCUCGACUCGUCGAGCUUGUUAUCUCCUAUGGAAAAUUCAAAACAGUGGAGCUCAAUCGCCUACCAAAGCUCAAACGGAUGACCUACAAUAAUUGGCCCUAUGAUGAAAAUCCAUUGGUUCUUGGUGUUCUCCCUCAGCUUUCAAACCUCAGUCUUGGUGAUGCAUGUCUUUCUCAGAAGACCCUCAAGCUAAGCCAGCUGCUUGCUACUGUCCCUUCUGUUAGUGAUCUGUCUCUGGAAUUUCGAAGUGAAAAGGUUUGGAUUCAACCAGAAUGCCCCAAAGCGCUUGCUCCUGUGCUUGCUAAGUUACGGUUUAUUAAUCUGGAUAAUCUUCCUGAAGAAUGUGAUAUCUCUUGGACAAUGUUCCUUCUUGAAGCUGCACCAUCUGUAGAGGACCUUUCCAUCACAGUAUGGGAUCAUAAGUGCCGACAGGAGUCACAAAAUAGUUACUCAACGAAAACAGAUGUGAAGUGGGAACCAUCUAAUCCAAAUUUUAAGCACAAGAAUCUGGCGACGCUAACUAUCUACGGCUUCCAGUCCGAUGACAAUUUCAUGGGAUAUGUCAGGCGUGUCAUGGAAGCUGCGGUGAACAUCAAGAAGGUGUCUCUGCAUGACAGGAAGGUGUGCACGCUUUGCACUGACAAGUUUCCCCAUGCUGACGCUCGUCCUUCAAGCUAUCCUCAAACCAGCGUGCAGAAGGAUUCAUUGAGGAAGAUCACAGAGGCAUCCUCGGAGGCUUCUCGGGCUGUGAUUCAGUUCAGCUCGUAAGGUCAAAGUCUUCAUAAAUCAAUAAGUCAUUCAUGGCAUCGCCAUGAUCUAUCCUCUAGGAAGGAGUUCCCGAACUCCAAAAUCCGUUGGUAGUCGUCAGCGCCAUUGCUUUUCUGCUGAACCCGAGCCUGUGUCGUAGCCUAAUUGGCUACAUAUGUAUUUGUUGGAACAUCUCAUUUAUAAUCAAAAUAAGCACGACUACCCGUGCUCAUGUGCCUUGUUGUAAGUGCUCA